Messenger RNA from Wasmannia auropunctata (little fire ant), 5978 nucleotides. Its product is annotated as fibrillin-2-like. Gene Ontology annotation, molecular function: calcium ion binding. The coding region runs from base 259 to 5436 and encodes 1725 amino acids. The transcript is spliced from 20 exons. The record is from RefSeq and is a predicted model, not a curated record. Lineage: Eukaryota; Metazoa; Arthropoda; Insecta; Hymenoptera; Formicidae.
AAAGGUGCAGAUGACAAAACCGAAGUGCCGGCGUACCAAAUGCUUCAAUUCAAGCUGAGCGCUCGUCCAAGGCGCAUCCGGGCGAAACUUCUUCGGGACGGUCGCUCACGCGUUUCUCUCGAAGAGGUUUUAAAAGACAGUGAUAAAAGAAAAGACGAUUUUCCCGCGAAGAAAAAAGAAAAAUUUCAAUCGCGUUGUUCGAUCGACGCGAAAAGUCGCGCGAGUCUAAUAAUCACAGUGUUCGAUCGAUGAGGGAAAAUGGCACGUUAUAUCGAUUUCGCUGCGCCCUUCAUCCUCCUCCUCCUGAUGGUCCACCUGGAGCAGCUGGUCCUGCACAAACGAGCGCUCGUCGUCGAGGGAAGAAUGGAGGCUCAGUUCGAGAAAUGCUGCGGCCUUGGAACCUCUUGGGCUAAGGAGGGCCUUAGGUGCGAGAAGUUCACCGGGCCGGUGACCGGAGUGCCGGUCGUAGAGCAGGGCCUCUGCCUGGAGGCGGUGGAUAUCUGUUGCGUUCGCGCCUACCACGAGCUGCAGUGCGAAAAGGGAAAAGCCGACGCGCGCGAAGGUCUCGCCUGCGUGACGAGCGCGACGUCGCAAAGAUCCCCGAAGACGCCCGGUCGCGGCGAUUACCAUCGCGACUGCUGCGAGGGCUGCAAGCUAGGUAUCCUCGCGGGGUCUAUGGGUCAAGGAUGCUCCUUCAAAAGCUUUUCAUUCGGCAUUCCUUGGGAUCCAGCGUUCAUGGAAUGUUGUCGCGAAGCGUCGCCGAGCUCCACGACGGAUCUUACGAGUGAACUAACGAGCGAGACCUCGACCGAAACCGAUCUAGAUUUCUCAUCGUCGUCCUCGCCAACGUCCUCGUAUUCGCCGUCGCCGUCGUUGUCCUCGUCAUCGUCAUCACCGUCGCUAUCGUCGUCACCAUCAUCAUCGCCGUUAUCGUCAUCGUCGUCGUUUUCGACGUCGCCGUCGUCGUUUUCGUCGUCAUCGUCAUCACCUACAUCACCUUUAUCUACAUCCUCGGAUGAUCCGUCCUCUACAUCGUCAGACUCCACGCCGUACUCGAUACCAACUCCAGAGCUGGACGAUAUCUGUCAGCUCAUGAAAGGCAAACUUUGCUCUGACAUUUGCGUCCCGACGCAGGGCUCGUAUCGCUGCGAGUGCCGCGACGGCUUCACUUUGUUGCAGGACGGCAAGACUUGCAAGCAGAUCGACAGAUGCAGACCGACUCAUCCCUGUGAGCAUCGAUGCACCGACAACGGAGUGGCUGUCGUAUGCAGCUGUAAUCCAGGAUACGACCUGGCCAGCGACGGACGUUCGUGCAUCGCGAGGUCGCCGCGGAAUAAAAAGAAACCGGACAAAGCCGAGGAUAAUGAAUUGUCGCCGUUGUGCCCGUUGGGCUAUCGUUAUAACGCCACCAUUCAGGUGUGCGACGACGUGGAUGAGUGUCUGGAGCGCAAUGUGUGUCCCGACGGAGGCUGCCAGAACACCAUAGGAUCGUAUAUUUGCAUCAGGGAGAGGUCCGCGAAGAACGCGCCUUACGAAGCUUGCCCCCCGGGCUACGAGUGGCAGCCGCUGACGGGCGAAUGCGUAGGUGAGAAGAAAAGCGCACGUCUUUCCCAUAAAGUCAUCCGCGCACCCUCGAUCGACAAAUUCGAUAAGUCGAAAUUAUUGCUACUCGCUUAUUUUUCAGAUAUCGACGAGUGCGCCGUCUUAUCGGCUGCCUGCGCCGCCGACAAGCCGUUCUGCGUGAACACGCAGGGUAGUUACGAGUGUCUGGAAAUGACCGGGGUGAAAUCCUGCCCCGCGGGAUUCAAGUUCGACAAAACGUUGCAGCUGUGCAAAGAUGUGGACGAGUGCGCGGAAGCUAUUCACAGCUGUCUGGCAGAUGUCGAACAAUGUCGAAACACCGAGGGUGCUUACGAGUGCGAUAUGAAAUGCGGGAAAGGAUUCACGUAUAGUAUCAGUCUGGGUGUCUGCGUUGACGUAGACGAGUGCAUCGAGUCGAGAAAUCCUUGCCCCGACCCCAGCACAAUAUGCGUUAACACGGAGGGUGCGUACGAAUGCACAAAGAUAUCGGCGAGUCCUUUUCCGCGUCUUCCAAUCGACAAGGAUCCGUCCGACCGUCAAAAGAAUAUGCAAUCGGGUUCACGCAUGACUUGUUCCGCGGGAUACAAGCUCUCUAACGACUCCGGAAUGACGAGGUGUAUCGACGUCGACGAGUGCAACGAAAAAUUGCAUUCUUGCGAGCCCGACGAGCGUUGUGUUAACGAAAUUGGUAGUUACAGGUGCGUGCCGAUUGAAAACACUACUGGGAUGUCUAUCACGGAGGAGACCAACGUCAAUCAACGCGACGAUCGAUUUAGCAGAGGGAACAAAUUAGAGGGAACGAGCGUUUCGUCGGUCAUGAACGAAAUCGAAGAUUGCAACGUCGGCUAUGUUUUCGAUGGAAAAUCUGGCCGUUGCAUUGAUGUCGACGAGUGCGCCAAUGGAAAAGCGACUUGCGACACAGGCGAGCGUUGCGUGAACACGGAGGGUGGCUACCGAUGUUCUCCAAUCUGUCCACCUGGUUUCCGGCUGCGUAACACUUCUCGAUAUACGAGCGGGGCCAAGGAACGUUGCGAAGAUAUUAACGAAUGUUUGCUCGGUUUGCAUACGUGCAACAGCUCGACUCAAUAUUGCAUUAAUACGAACGGCUCCUACGUUUGCGGAACGCGGACUACUACCAGCACUACCGAGACGACGACUAGCGACAUAGCAAGAAGACCGUUCAUUGGUUCGCGCUACAACAGGGUACAGGGCACGGAUCGUUACUGGUCCACCGAACCUUGUGGCCUGGGAUACAAGAGAGACGCGGAUACGGGCUACUGCGUGGACAUAGACGAGUGCGCGGUCGGUCCUGGGUGUCGGGAUCACGAGAAGUGCAGGAAUACUCCAGGGGGUUACGAUUGCUCGCCCCUUUGCAGUACCGGCUGGUACUUCAGCACGACGACGAAGGGCUGUCAAGACGUGGACGAGUGCUUGUUGGGCAGGCACGACUGUCCUCAGAGUACGCAUAGAUGCGUCAACACCAACGGAUCCUUCGUCUGCGAGUUGAUACUGCCCUGCAGCCGCGGCUACAGGCGAGCCUUCAACGGCACCUGCCUGGACAUCGACGAGUGCUCCGAGGGCCUGCAUAACUGUCGGCUCGACUUACACCAGUACUGCGCAAAUAAAGAAGGCGGCUUCGAGUGUUUGACCAGACUGCCCUCCUGCCCGUCCGGAUACCAGUAUUCUUUGGGCACUCGACGAUGCGAGGACAUCGAUGAAUGCCUAAUCGGGCAGUACAGCUGUGAUGCGAAGUUCUCCGAGAGAUGCGUCAACCUGCCGGGUACAUACAGGUGCGAGAGACCUCCUCCACCUCCUCCUCGUCAACGCCAACGACCAGCUUGUCCUUCUGGCUAUCGGUAUCGCCCUGAUUUUCGCAUGUGCACAGUUGCUUUCAACAUUGCUUUUAUCAGAGAUAUAAAUCGGAAGCUUAAAUGCCAGGACAUCGACGAGUGUGAGGAAAGGUUGGACAAUUGCGGGGGGGACAAGCGUUGCUACAAUCAACCGGGUGGUUACAGCUGCGCGCUACCGCCGGUCCCGAUGACCAGGAAACCGUCCACGACGCCGAUACCAGCGCCGAUGAACGAGAAGUGUAUACGCGGCACCAGGUUCGUGAGGAAUCGCGGCUGCGUCGACGUCAACGAGUGCAGGGAGCUCGAGGAUGCUUGCAGCAGCAACGAGGACUGCGUCAAUACCAUAGGCAGUUAUAUGUGCACUUGCAAGACCGGUUUCAGGCGCGAUAAUCUCACGCAGGCCUGCGUCGAUAUCAACGAAUGUCAGUUGCAGGAGAACGACUGCCUGGCGACGCAGCGAUGCGACAACACGAUCGGCAGUUACACGUGCACGCGCUUCCUGCCCUGCGGUACCGGAUACACCCUCAACGCCGCGACGGAGAUCUGCGAGGACGACGACGAGUGUGUCCUGGGUACCCACGACUGCGGGCCCGGGUACCAGUGCAGAAACACCCUGGGCUCGUACCGCUGCGAUCGCAUCCCGCGUAUACCGGCUCCGUCGUCGCGCACGUCGCCGAUGACGACGACGACGAUGAGAAUCGCGACGUUCACGACGACGACGACGCCCGCGACGUCGUUGACCCCGGCCGGUCAAACUUGGCCGAACUGUCCGCGCGGCUUCGAGUCCGGCUCCAGCGGCAAAUGCGUGGACAUCGACGAGUGCCAGAGAACGCCGAAUCCCUGCUUCAGGUCCAUGCAAAAGUGCAUCAACACUCUGGGGUCUUACAGAUGCGCGUCCGUAGUGAUCUGCUUGCCCGGUUACACGGUGGAUGCCACCGGACAGCACUGCAUCGACAUCGACGAGUGUCGGGAGGGAACGCACGAGUGCGGCAAGGGCCAGACCUGCGAGAAUCGGCAAGGCGGCUAUCACUGCAUCUGUCCGCCCGGUCAUACGGUUGGGCCGAACAACGAUUGCGUCGACAUCGACGAGUGCAGCAUUUACGGCAGUGGUAUUUGCGGACUGAACAGCCGCUGCGAGAACACUGUUGGCUCCUACAAGUGCCUGUGCGGGGAUGGCUUCGAGAACACUGGAGGAACGGCCGGUGCCUGCCAAGAUAUCGACGAGUGUCAACAAACGCCGGGGCUCUGUCAGCACAUAUGUCUGAACGUGUGGGGCAAUUACAGAUGCGGAUGCGAAUCCGGAUUCAGGCUAAACGCCGACAACCGGACUUGCAUCGACAUUGACGAGUGCACGGAAUUCAAGGACAAUCAUCUCUGCAUCGGCAUCUGCGAGAAUACGCCGGGAAGCUACGCGUGCAAGUGUCCCGAGGGAUACAGGCUCGGUAUCGACGGUCGAACGUGCCAAGACAUCGACGAGUGUGAGGCCGGCCAGGUUUGCAGGGAUGCGGAAGAGAUGUGCCAGAACACGCGCGGGGGUUUCCGUUGUAACCGGAUAAACUGUCCCUCGGGAUAUCAUCGGGACCACAUAAGAAAAAACCGCUGCGUACGCUCCUCGAGGUUCUGCCGCAAGGGCGACCUGGCGUGCCUUCGAUCGCCCUCGCACUAUUCCUACAACUACAUCACCUUCGUGAGCAUGCUGCCCAUCCCGUCCACCGGCCAACUGGAGCUGUUCACCAUGAGGGGUAGCCAUCAGCCCGACUCGACGAUACAGUUCAGCAUGGCACUGAUGGACGUGCGCGCACCACCGGAUGUCGCGCGCGCCACGGAGUCCUGCUUUGCCCUGAGGAGACCGGCGUCGUCGCAGGCGGUCCUGGUGAUGACGCGCCCAAUCGCCGGACCGCAGGAGAUUGAGCUGGAUCUCAGCAUGGAGAUAUACCACGACGCCGUGUUCAUCGGUAGCGCCAUCGCUAAGAUCUUCAUCUUCGUCUCGCAAUACGAAUUCUGAGAAAAUCCUUUCGAGGUAAGACAGAGAUGAGUAGAGACGGAAGCCAAGAUCGUAAAAUGAAGUAAUUUAGAGCUACGUUUAAUUGCGUGAUUGCCUCCUCUUUCAUAACGUUACCGUAAUCGUAAGAGCAAUAAGAAUUAUAUUCCCAAAUCAUAUUAUCUUGUCCAGUGCGAUAAUUUCUUGAAAAAUAUGAAUCUUUUCUGUUCUUAUACAGCUUGUUGAAUAAAACUUCUGUUUCGUUAAAUUGAUUAAAUAAUAGAAAACAUUUUUCUCUAAGAAAUGAAAUGCAAUUGACAUUUUAAGCAGCAUACAUUCAAGAUUAAUGAUACGGAUCUUUUUCAUAUUUUUUUGUUCAUUUUUUAAAUUAGAUAUUAAAAUAAACAUAUUAAUAAAUAUAUAAUUAACACAUGCUAGUAUUUCGAUCGUAGAUAUGUAAAAAAAAAUCAAAUUAAAUGUAUAUAGAUUCUUGUAAGUUAAUAUAUCAUGUAGAGGAUAAAACAUGGAAUAAACUUACGUUAGAUGACGUAUGAAAUUGAUAAUAA